AGCAGCCCGUCCAUUUUCAUUACAACGGAGGUCCAUUUCAACCUAUGAUGGGACUCAGCGGGGUAUGGCGGUGGCUGCGCGGGGAGCCUUCCAUCCCUGGCGUGGUGUACAGCGAGGACAUGACGGACCUUGCUGCGAGUCUGGAGCAGCAGCUCCGCACUCCAUGGGUCGGCAACUUGCGAAAUGUGCGGAUGGAGACGGCACCGGCCCUGAUUGUGCGCACGAGCAGCCCGCAGGAGUCGAAGCCCGGCCCGGAGACGGAGCCCUACACCUUCUGGGAGCGUGUUGGCCUCGUUCCUGUGCACCCCUCGCGUGUGCGGGCACGGCAGUACUACCACCCCAUCACCGACUUUGCCCUCUACGACUACGACGAGAUUUCGCCCGAGGAGAAGGAGCUGACGGCGAAGUGGAUGGCGAAGGUGAUGGAGUUCAACGGGGCCACCCCGGCGGGUAUUCUGUGUGCGGCCGGCUGCGUCGUGCUGCCUCUGCACACCGUCUACCGCAUGCCGCUGCUGGUCGCGGCGGGCAUCACGGGCGUGGCGGUGGAGGUGACGCGGGCGUACUUGGCCGCCUCCCAACAGCGUCAGGACCUGGAUGACUAUCUGCUCUCCAAGGAGAUUUGGUACAUCAAAAACGUGGAGACGUAUCAGCUGGGGCUGCCCCGCAUUCCGCGUGGCCGUGAGCGGGAGUAUCAGCAGUACGUGGACGGCGCCGUGUCAGGCCAAACGCAGGAGCUGCCCGAAGCGCUGGCUCGUGGGCUGCGCGUGUAG
Molecule: messenger RNA, 770 nt
Organism: Leptomonas pyrrhocoris
Lineage: Eukaryota; Euglenozoa; Kinetoplastea; Trypanosomatida; Trypanosomatidae
Exons: 1
Coding region: 45-770 (241 amino acids)
Source: RefSeq, a predicted model, not a curated record